CAUUUUGGAUGUGUGUGUUGGGAUGGAAGCAGCGAGAAAAUCAAAAUCCGACAGAAAAGCAGCGAAAAUCAGCCGCAGAUCGGAGAGUCUGAGCAAACACGAGCGCUGAAACAGAGCGGAAACCGUCGAGGAAACAGCCGGAAGUGCGCGGAAGAGGCUCGCGACCAGCGCAAUCUGCAGUAACAGGACCAUGUCUCCUCCUCAUCUGAAGUCUCGGCGUCCCUCAUCAUCCUCAUCAUCAUGACAGAUUUCUCUGCGUGUCUGUGUCCGUGAGCAGCAGCAGAUCAUGAUGAUUUAUGGGCUGAUCCCUCAGGAGUUACACCAGCAGCUCCUGGACCAGCAGAACUACCAGAACCGGACCAGCGGUGUGGAGGAGCUGAAGAUGCUGCUGCUGGAGCUGGACCUGCAGCAGCUUCCCUCCGCCUGCAUUACUGACUUCAUACAGUUCCUGCGCCGCCUGCUGGACGACAACAACUUCAAGGUCCUGCACGGCGCUCUGCAGCUCCUCAGCCUGCUGGUGCAGAAGCUGGGCGUGGAUGUGGAGCGCUACUAUAAGGAGAUCGCGUCGGUGACGGUGCGGGCGCUGGGGGACUCGCGGAGCGUCGCGCGGCAGGAGUACAUGAGUGUGUUUCGGCAGCUGAUGCGAGCCGUCGGGCCGCAGCGUGUGUUAGAUCUGCUGCUCUCUCAGCUGCGCCACAGGAACUCCAGGGUUCGAGAGGACGCCAUCAACAUCGUCACCGCUGCCAUGCUCACACACCCACGCAAGGACUUCGACAUCCCCAGCCUCUGUCUGGAGGCGGCCCCAGCUCUGGUGGACAGUAAGAGGAAGGUUCGUCACGCGGCUCUGGAGCUGUUUGCCGUGCUGGAUUACUGUCUGGAUACGGGGAAGAAGCAGCCGCUGAUGCGGGCGGUGGAGCGUGUGGAGCUGACGGCGGACGCUCAGGGCCUGAUGGGGGCAGUACAGGCCCGCAGAGCCCGACACGUCCUGCCACGCCUGUCCGCUGACGGGACGCUGGAGUACGCCCUCGCCCUGCCCCGUCCCGGACACCGGCGCCUGCCGCAGCUGGGGUCAGGGGCCGACCUGGACUGGGUGCUGAACGGUGGACGAGUGCACAGCUCACGCGGGACGCUCACCAGCACAGACGUGGAUCAGGACAGCGCUCCGCAGAGGAGGAUCGCCAGCGCCGGCAGGGGGAAGAACAAGCUGCCCUGGGAGAGAGCAGCACUCAGCGGGAGCAGGACAACACCUGAGCAGCAGCAGGUCAGCAGUGAGGACUCCUCCUCCUCCUCCUCUUCCUCAGUGAGACUCCAUGCAGACUCUGGUGCCAAACGCAGUCCUCUUCAGUCUCCGGGUCGCACACACAGGUCUGUGGGUCGACAGCGGCGCAGUGGGAGUCUGGACUCUGAUCCUGAAAUCUUCAAGAUGAACAAUGACAAAGGUGUGCCCAAGAGCAGUGGUUUCCCAUCAGGCAGUGUGGAGCGAACCUUCUCCCUCCCCACCAACAGCACUCCUCCAGGCUCCUUCCUGCUGCCGUCCUUCCCUCUGACCCCUGCUGUACCGCGCAGAAACCCUGCAGACGCCACACACACUCUGACCAACACACACACCUGGCCCAGCAGAGGAGACCCCACAGGUGAGCUGAGCUCCAGCAAGCGCUCUCCUCUUCCUCCUGGAGCCGCUCGAGUGUCCUCCGUUCGCCAGAGCCGAGAGAUGCAGGAGGAGAUGCUGGACCGAGAGGAGAUGCUGAACUCUCUGCGCUCCCUGAGGAACAGCGCAGCCAAGAAACGAGCUAAAGUGAGUGUGAGCGGCUCCGAGGCGGAUCCAGACAGCCCACAACACACACCUCCAUCAGUCAGCAGCCCACUGAGUGACGGCGGCCUCAGUCCCAUCAGCUCUGCUGCCAAAGGAAAACUCAGCACAUCACCGGCGGCGGCGGACAUCACUGCUCCAGGCGUGUCGCAGCAGGAGCCGUGUGUGUGUGAGGGCAGUGUAAGUGUGGUCGGUCAGAGAGUGUGUUUCACCAGAGCUCCGGAUGCAGAAGAGCAGAAGGUCAGCGAGGUCAGCUCGUCUCCUCAGGUCAGAGCUGCAGGACGGGAGCCGCUCCGAGCACUCAGACCUGCUAAAGGAGCACCACAGCAUGUGUCCAAGUCGUGCGGUCUGCGUGAGAUGUCGGAGGGUGUGAUUGGACGAGGAGUGUUUGGCUCUGCGGUUCUCCCCAGUCGGCCCAGUGUUUCUGCUUCUCCUGAGCAGAGUGAUGCGGUCAGCAGAGCAGAUCCUCCGUCAGCGGUGUACGGACACGCUUUCUCCAGCAGACACACAGACUCGGACGCCAGUCCUGAACCACAGCAGCUGCAGGAGAAGGUGAAACUGUGUAAGUUUGCGAGUGAGAAGAGGCAUCAGCGACGUGUGGAGCAGCACGAGCUAAUCAGACGAGACGAUGAAGAUGAUGAAGAUGAAGAUGAUGAUGAUGAUAGGAAAGACAUCAACAUGAACGGCUGUGAGUCUCCCUCAGAUGAAUCUCCCUCCAGCCCGAACGGCCCAAUCAAAAGCCUGAGCCCCGCCCAUCAGCCUGCCCCUCCGACCGGACCGCCCAAUAGAAACACAGUGCCGCGACUCAGACGAGCAUCUAGUCUGAACAGAAGCAGACCGGCUGCCACACACAGCUGCGAUGAGCUGCUUUCUGGCAGUCCUAAGAAGGAGUCCCAGGAUCAGCCGGAGCUGCGGCCGUUCUCUAAACCGGAGCUGGCGCUGACCCAGAGCUUCAGACUGACCGCUGCAGAUGACUGGGAGAAGAAGAUCGAGGGUAUGAACAUGCUGCGCAGUCUGGCUCAGUAUCAUCCUGAUGUGCUGAUGAGCCGCAUUCAUGACGUGUGUCUCGCUCUCAUUCAGGAGGUGCGUAAUCUGCGCUCCGGCGUGUCACGUGUUGCCGUGGUGACCCUGGGCGAGAUGUUUGCAUCUCUGCAGAAGGGGAUGGACCAGGAGCUGGACGGGCCGGUGCGAGCGCUGCUGCAUAAAGCUGGAGAAUCCAACGGCUUCAUCCGCGCAGACGUGGAGCGCACGCUGGACAGCCUGACACAACACUGCACACACACACGCUGCAUACACGCACUGCUGACCGGAGGACUCGGUCACCUGAACGCAGCGGUGCGCAGGUGUACAGCUCAUCAUCUCAGUGUUCUGCUGGAGCGUGUGGGUGCUGCUCGGCUACUGAGCGGUGUUAAAGAUGUGACGGAGCGACUGCUGCCCGCCGUGGCCAAACUGGCACAGGACUCCAGUCAGGAGGCCAGGUACUUCGGGCGGCGGAUGCUGCUGUUUCUCUCCUCUCACCGUGACUUUGAUAAGAUGAUGGAGAAGUUCAUUCCUGCUAAAGACCUGCCGGCCAUCAGAGACGCCGUCUUCACUCUCAAAACUAAGGGUCUGGGUGAAAUGCCUCAGGAUCUCCCAUCAGCGCGGGGCAGACGCUCUCUGACGGGCAGUGGACUUGUGCGCACCUCAUCCCUCACGCGAGACCCUCUGACGGCCAGCAGCAGGGAUCCGUCGCUCAGUAAAGCAUGCGCUCACAGUCUGGCGGAGCGCAGCGAGUACGUCAAGCAGAUGAAGACGCUCCUCAACUCCAGAGACUUCAGGGAGAGGAUGAAGGCCAUCGAUCAGCUGGUGUGUGACUGUGAGGAAAACCCAGCUCUGGUCAUCGGCAGCCUGUUCCCGGUGUUUGACUGUCUGAAGGCGCGUCUGCAGGAGUCUAACAGUAAGGUGAAUCUGCGCGCUCUGGAGGCUCUGCACUCCAUCAUCACUCUGCUCAGAGAUCAUCUCUCUCCAGUGCUCAACAUCCUCAUCCCGGCGCUCGUGGACAAUCAUCUCAACUCCAAAAACACACUCGUCUACACGGCGGCACUGGCGGCGCUGCAGGCCCUCACACACAACAUCGACAACAGUCUCCUGCUGCAGCCCUUCUGCUCUAAAGCACAGUAUCUGAGCGGGAAGGCAAAGCUGGACCUGAUUGAGAAAGUAGCAGAGGUGGUGUGUGAUCUGUAUCCCCGCAGGCCUCAGCUGGUGGAGCAGAAGACUCUCCCUCUGCUGUGGACUCUGCUGGGCUCCUGCAGUGCUGGAGGUGGAGGAUCUCUGAGAGCGGCGACACUCAAGCUGGCGGAGGCGCUGCACACACACAUGGGCACAACACUGCUGGAGCUGGCAGCUGCACAGAGCACACACACACUCACUGAUCUCAACCAGCUCCUGAGACACACAAACACAAACUGAAGACAUAUACACACACACACACACACACACACACAGACACUUGCACUCAACCUGAUCACACACAGUGCCUGACAGCUGAGCACUGUCACUUUGCACUUUCCUCCUCCUCCUCCAGCUCCUCCUCGUCAUAUAGCCCCUCCUCCUCCUCUUCUACCUCCUCCUCCUGCUAAUCCUCUUCCUGCUCCUCCUCUUCAUAUAGCCCCUCCUCCUCCUCUUCUAGCUCCUCCUCGAACUCCUCCUCAUCAUAUAGCCCCUCCUCCUCUUCUAGCUCCUCCUCCUGCUAAUCCUUUUCCAGCUCUUCCUUUUCAUAUAGCCCCUCCUCCUCUUAUAGCUCCUCCUCCAGCUCCUCCUCUUCAUAUAGCCCCUCCUCCUCCUCUUCUAGCUCUUCCUCCAGCUCCUCUUCGUCAUAUAGGUUCUCCUCCUGCUAAUCCUCCUGUAGCUCCUCUUCUAGCCCCUCCUCCAGAAGCCCCUCCUUUUUUUGAGCUCUUCCUCCUCCUCUAGCUCCUCCUCUUGAAGCUCCUUCUCUUGUAACUCCUCCUCCUCCUUUGAAGCUCUUCCUCCUUCUCAAGCCUCUCCUAAAGCUCCUCACCCUCCUGAAGCUCCUGCUCCUCCUCUAACUCCUCCUCAUGUAGCUCCUCUUCCUCCUACUCUAGCUCCUCCUCCUGAGACUUCUCUUCUUCUAGCUCCUCCUGAAGCGAGCUCCUUCUCCUCUUGAAGCUCCUGCUGCUCCUCUAUCACCUCCUCCUGUAGCUCCUCCAGAUCCUCCUCUUUUUCUACCUCUUUCUUGUACCUCUGCUCCCCCUCUUGUAGGUCCUCCCCAGCUCCUCCUCCUCAUCAUCUAGCUCCUCUUCCUCUAGCCCCUCUCCCUGAAGCACAUCUAGCCACAUAUCCACUUGUAGCCCCUCCUCAUCAUCAUCAUCUAGCUCCGCCUUCUGAAGCUCCUCCUCAUAAUCUAGCUCCUCCUCCUGAAGCUCCUCCUCCUCUAGGCCCUCUUCCCGAAGCUCCUUUGGCAGCCCCUCCUCCUCCUCAUCUAUCCCCUCCUCCUGAAGCUCCGACUCUAGCUCCUCCUCCUGAAGCUCCUCCUCCUCUAGCCCCUCCCCCUGCCCUGAAGCUCCUCCUCCUGCUGGUGUCUGGUCUCUGCACAGAAUGUAAUCUUAGAGAAGCACAAUAGGAUGGGCUGUUGUUUUGUAGCGUGUGCUUUCAGCAUGUCUGACAGAUGUUUGUACUGUAUAAUAGCGCAGUAUUAGCUGUACGUAUACUGUAUGUCGCUGCAGUAUAAAUAUGGUCCAUAUUUGCGGAUGUUUCGGUGAGUCAGUGAUUAUGGCCUGUUCUCGGUGCGACCCGUCUUGGUUUUUUUUGCAUGACGAUGUUUAUUGUUCUUUUUUAUUGUAAAAAAAGGAUGAGAAUAUCAUUUUGAAGAAGCAGAAUGCCUUGAUCAGCUCUGGGUGUGACACCAGUGUAUUUUUGUGAACGUGAAGCUUUAAAUAAUAACAACAGUAACAAUAAGACCAGAUGUAGUUCAGCUUAGUGCCAGUCACUCCACUACAGCCUUUAUGAGAUUUGACAUUAAAUGAUAUAUAAAUAUAUAUAUAUGAGAGAGAGAUUUAUCUAUAUAAUAA
Danio aesculapii is the source of this 5877-nucleotide messenger RNA. RefSeq names its product TOG array regulator of axonemal microtubules protein 1. The transcript has 25 exons. Gene Ontology annotation, cellular component: cilium; cytoplasmic microtubule. The record is from RefSeq and is a predicted model, not a curated record. Gene Ontology annotation, biological process: microtubule cytoskeleton organization. Gene Ontology annotation, molecular function: microtubule binding. Bases 287 to 4258 code for a protein of 1323 amino acids. Lineage: Eukaryota; Metazoa; Chordata; Actinopteri; Cypriniformes; Danionidae.